UCCAUACUAUUUUUUCAUUUAAACAACUACUUUCCUGGUGAUUACUACAGGAGGAGAUUCAGAAAAAAACUGGUUACAUAGUAAUGCGAGCUGAGGGUGUUUUUGAUGUGGAUGCAAACACAUCUAUUGAUCAGCUCUCAGAGGAUUUGAACAUCAAGAUGCCGGAGGGUCAUCAAUAUGAGACAGUAUCAGGCUUUGUGUGUGAGGCAUUUGGAUACAUUCCAAGGACAGGUGAGUGCAUCAAAGUAGUUCUUGAAAGGGAAGAUGAAGAUGAUAACAAUGAGUCCAGUGCUGACCAGCAGGAUCAGAAGCAAAAGAAUCAAACUUUCAAACUUGAGGUAAUCAAUCUUUUACCGUCUAAAAUUGUCACUUGUUGAAUUUUUGCUUAGAUCUGUCCAGAGUUGGAAAGAAUGGAUGGUGAACACAUAAGUAAUACCAACAACUAUAACGAUAGCAUCACAAAACUAUAAUAUAAUUGCAUGUGUCUUUUAAAUAUGAUUGCUCGACUAUUACUCGAGCUACACUAAAGAUGUCAAUUUCAUUUUCCUCAAAAAACUUGUUCACAAGUUGUGCUUUGAUUUCUGGUUUUUGAACAUAUGGUUAGAGAAUCGAUGUAAGAGUACUUUGUACAUUGUUAACUUGUCAUGGGAUUGGAAUUACAUUUUUGCACAACCAUCGAAAUCUUUUUAUGUUGCGUGAGCCAUGUUCACAAGGUUUCAAAUUAACUUUUUUUUGUUGAUCUGUAUGAAUUAAUAAACUGAAUCUAGAGCUUCUCCUUAGCCUACCCCAAUCCCU
Messenger RNA from Vigna umbellata (rice bean), 795 nucleotides. Lineage: Eukaryota; Viridiplantae; Streptophyta; Magnoliopsida; Fabales; Fabaceae. The record is from RefSeq and is a predicted model, not a curated record.